AUGGUCUCACUUAAACAACUUGCCCUUCUGGCACUGGCCACAGGUGCUGCGACUGUUGAUGCUGCCUCUGGGUCUGGAAAGACGACCCGUUACUGGGACUGUUGCAAGGGAUCCUGUGGUUGGUCUGGAAAGGCGUCGGUCAGCGCGCCGAUUCGAAGCUGUGACAAGAGCGACAAUCCUUUGGCCGAUAUGGCCGCGAAGAACGGUUGCGAGAGUGGUGGGAAGGCAUACAUGUGCUCCAACCAGAGCCCCUGGGCAGUUUCUGAUACUUUGUCUUAUGGAUUCGCUGCUGUGAGGAUUUCGGGUGGAACGGAGAGUAGUUGGUGCUGUGCUUGCUACAAACUGACAUUCACCUCCGGCCCCGCCCAAGGCAAGCAGUUCAUUGUGCAAGCAACCAAUACUGGCGGAGACCUCGGUACCAAUCACUUCGAUUUGGCCAUGCCCGGUGGCGGCGUUGGGCAGUUCAACGGCUGUACUAACGAGUGGGGAGCACCACCUAACGGUUGGGGACAGCAAUAUGGUGGUAUCUCUUCUCGCUCUCAGUGCGACUCCUUCCCUGAAAAGCUCAAGCCUGGUUGCUAUUGGCGCUUCGACUGGUUCGCGAAUUCAGAUAACCCAACUGUCAACUUUGAGGAAGUCACUUGCCCCAAGCAGAUCACGGAUCGUAGUGGGUGUGUUAGGAAUGGCCAGAACCCUACGCAGGGCAUUGAAGGAACGGCUUUAUAUCGCAUUUGA
Messenger RNA from Lindgomyces ingoldianus, 735 nucleotides. RefSeq names its product glycoside hydrolase. The transcript has 3 exons. The record is from RefSeq and is a predicted model, not a curated record. Gene Ontology annotation, biological process: carbohydrate metabolic process. The coding region runs from base 1 to 735 and encodes 244 amino acids. Lineage: Eukaryota; Fungi; Ascomycota; Dothideomycetes; Pleosporales; Lindgomycetaceae. Gene Ontology annotation, molecular function: cellulase activity.